AUGAACGGGCCCAUACCGGUCAAUGCGCCGAACAUUGUCAAGUUCGCGGACCACUUUGUUGCGACCACGCCUGAGCCUGACUAUGAUGGUUUCGGACUAUUUGGUUUCGCAAGAAGCAACCGUAAACCAAAAAAGACAAAGUGGAAUAAGUGGCGAAAAAACAACCCUCGAGGAAUCAACAGAGACCAUCUGAUCGACCUCGAGCCUGAUCAUCCCCUCCGUAUGGAAGGACGAAGCGGGGACAAUACAACUUGUCCAGAGACGGACCCGCUUGACCUGUACGUGUCGAAGAACGACUGUCUCACCGAGCGUGGUCCAUUCGUUGGCAUUUACUCAGAGAUCGCAGCGGCGGAGUUCCCCACCUCGUUCGAUCUGAGUACAACUGACGACGCUGGCUCUCAUGGAUUUAACCAGGGUAAAUUCGUCAAAAUGGACCCUGCGGAUUGGUGCACCAACGUUAGUGAUGGUCGUCCAUCGUAUAAGUCUCUCGAAGGCGAUUUCUUUAUCUGGCCCAAUAGUGAACAAGGCCGCUGGUUCUUUGGCUAUGCCAAUUGUGGCAACGGAGCAACAAACUGGUAUCAGCCGAGCCACGCAGGCAACAACAACGAACCUCAUUUCUGGAAUGUUGCUGUGCCCACAUUCAGAAAGUUCACUAAUAUGUGGACAGAUGCAACCAAUCUCCGCUUCUCCGUCAAUACGAUGGGCUGGGAGAUGGAUUCAGACAACAGCACAACUAUCAUGAUCGACGUUUCGGGCGACUGGCAGAUCAAUGCUGGUGAUGGAUCCACCCUGAUUCUGGGCGAUGGCGCUUGCCCUCUGGGAACAUUCAACAAUCACUUGGUCGCCACGGAUCAAGGGACUGCUGAUACUUGCGACCCUCAGCUCACAACAACUACAACAACUUCUACUACAACGACGACAACAACAACCGUUCCAGCAUGCUUCGACGAAGAUUGCCAGAACCUUUGCGAGACUAUUUUUGGGGCGGACACGGAUAAGAAUUGCGAUUGUGAUGGAGGUGGAAAUUGUCGAUUCUGCAAUGCUGGCGAAUACUUUGAUCUUGACCUGAAUGCUUGCACCGCUUAUCCCUGCGUUCAGGCUGAUUGCCAGUCUCAGGCAGAUGCAAUUUUUGGUGCAGGUGCUCGAUCUGCAUGGUGCGACUCAAGCAAUAAUUGCCGAUUCUGUGCGCCCGAUCAGACUUUUGACACUUCUACUGAUGUCUGUGUAACGCCAACGACAACAAGUACGACAACUACUUCAACAACCACAACUGCACCAACCACAACUUCAACAACUACCACAACGACGACAAGCACGACAACAACUACAACAACGACAACGACUACCACAACCACUACGACAACGACGUCAACAACCACGACAACUACGACUCCGACUACUACGACGAACGCUGGAUGCAACGAUGCAGAUUGUCAGGCCCAAGCUGAUGCUAUUUUUGGUGGAUCCCGAACUGGAUGUUCCAACACUUCCACCAACUACUACUCCGGCUACAACAACCACAACGAGUACGACUACUACGACAACAACCACGACAACCACAACAACCACGACAACAACUACAACAACAACUACAACAACCACCACAACCACGACAACCACGACAACCACAACAACCACGACAACAACCACGACAACCACAACAACCACGACAACCACAACAACCACGACAACCACAACAACCACAACAACCACAACAACCACGACAACAACCACGACAACAACUACAACAACAACCACGACAACCACAACAACCACGUCUACGACAAGUACAACGACUACAACAACAACGUCAGCAACCACGACAACCACGACUCCGACUACUACGACGAACGCUGGAUGCAACGAUGCAGAUUGUCAGGCCCAAGCUGA
This is a messenger RNA of Oikopleura dioica, 1890 nucleotides long. NCBI's taxonomy places the organism in Eukaryota, Metazoa, Chordata, Appendicularia, Copelata, Oikopleuridae. The record is from the annotation of a GenBank genome assembly.